Molecule: messenger RNA, 361 nt
Organism: Racocetra fulgida
Lineage: Eukaryota; Fungi; Glomeromycota; Glomeromycetes; Diversisporales; Gigasporaceae
Source: the annotation of a GenBank genome assembly
GAAAAAAUUAUGGAGAAUACCUAUGUUGCAAUCGUGUUCUAAUGAAUUUAAUGAAUCAUCAUGGGCCCACUAUGUUUUACAACCAAUAGUAAACUUUUUAGUUGAUUUCAAAGAAUCAGAUAUCUGUCCUAUAAAAAAAAAUGACAUUUUUGGAACGUAUGAAAGUGAAGAUCGCUUUAAUCUUGAGAUGUUAUUGGGUGAAAUCUCGAAUGGCCCCUUUAAUCAAUCCACCAAAGCUCAAAAGCAUACUAAGGAAGAUAAAAUCAAAUUAUCCAAAUGUGGAAAAGACGCGUUAGACCAAACGGUGAAAAGAUAUAUGAAAUUUCAAAUUGGCAACUCAGAUGAUUUAGAAAAGCUUAAU